Messenger RNA from Rhopilema esculentum, 3958 nucleotides. RefSeq lists its product as uncharacterized. Lineage: Eukaryota; Metazoa; Cnidaria; Scyphozoa; Rhizostomeae; Rhizostomatidae. Gene Ontology annotation, molecular function: aspartic-type endopeptidase activity; nucleic acid binding; zinc ion binding. The record is from RefSeq and is a predicted model, not a curated record. Gene Ontology annotation, biological process: DNA integration; proteolysis.
AUGUCCGAAGAAACGAAGAAGAAGCUAUCUUUACCAGUGGAGCAUUCAGAAACUCUAAACAUUAACACGUUUGGGACAGAUAAAUAUGCUAAGAAAUUGUGUGAAUCUGUAACGGUAAAAGUAGAGGUAGCAGAUCAGGUAGUACUAGUAAAUGCAUUAGCUUAUCCUACCAUUUGCUCGCCAAUUUCAGCUUGCGUUACAGUUAGCGAUUAUCCGCAUUUGCGCAGCCUACAUUUUGCCGACAGCGUGGAGGCUUCUGAAAAGCAUAUUGAUUUAUUGAUUGGUGCUGAUUACUACUUUGAAUUCAUUACAGGGGACAUCAUUAAGGGUAGUUCAGGUCCUGUAGCUGUAAAGAGUAAGUUGGGGUGGCUUUUGUCAGGGCCUUAUGAGGCUCCAAAUGUAUCUACUGCAAGUACUAAUCUGAAUUGUCAUCUUGUUUUAGACAGAAGCCUUCGGAAAGUUAUUAUUUCAGAUUUAGAGGUAGGCCAAGAGAAGAAAUCAGCUGAUACAAAGGAGAUUACAGAGUCACUGAGAGAGUUUUGGAGACAUGAAUCGUUAGGUUUACCCGAAAUUGUUCAAAAUGAAACUGAAACACCGGACGAAUGCAGUGCAGCGGUCGAGUCCAAGGGUGAGAAAUUCAACAUAAAAUUCAACGGAACAAGGUAUGAGGUAGGUCUCCCUUGGAGACACGAUUUAUCUAACGAGCCUUUGUCAGAUAAUUACGAGUUGUGUUUUAAACGAUUAAAUUCAUUGCAUUCAAGAUUGAAAUCUGAUCCUACACUUUUAAAUGAGUAUAAUGCAAUUUUUCAAGAGCAGUUGCAAAAGGGGAUAAUUGAGCGAGUUGAACACAAUAACAACAAUCAGAGUAAAUUACACUAUUUGUGUCACCAUGGUGUGGUAAGAAAGGAUCAUGAUACCACUAAAUUACGUAUAGUGUUUGACGGUAGUCAAAAAUCAGGUCCUGAACAAUUAUCUUUGAAUGACACGUUGUUGCUAGGAGAAAAUUUCAUGCCUCCUUUGUUUGACAUACUAAUCUGUUUUCGCGCCCAUGCAAUAGCAUUAACUGCCGAUAUUGAGAAGGCGUUUUUGCAAAUAGAGAUCAAAGAGUCAGAUCGUGAUUCUUUGCGCUUUUUGUGGUUUGACGAUAUAACACGUUCAAACCCGUCGGUAGUUGAGUUCCGCUGGUGCCGCCUAGCCUUUGGCCUCAAACCUUCGCCUUCGAUUUUAGGGGCCACGAUUAAACAACAUAUUUCAUCAUUUGAUGAUGAAUGCCCGGAGGUGGUUAAUGUUUUGAGCCAUCUAUAUGCCGACGACCUUUCGUGUAGUGUUAAUACUAGAGAAGAGGCAUUUCAUUUAUACAAGAAAUCAAAAGAAAUUCUAGCUAAGGGCGGCUUCAACUUACGUAAGUGGAAAACAAACGACAAGGCACUCUUAGCACGUAUCCAAGCGGUCGAAGGCUCUAACGUUGGGGCAAAUGAAAAUAACAGUGAGCCUCAAGUUGCAGAGGACGAUCAGUCAUAUAGCAAAUUUAGUAUGGGGCUUCCCACCACGGACCACACAACUAAAAUAUUGGGGGUAAACUGGCGACCUGAGGCAGAUGAGUUGUUUUUCGAUUUACACCAAGUACACCAAUUUGCUAAGCAAUUGCCGCCAACGAAACGCUCCUUAUUGAAGGUCGCCGCAAAAAUAUUCGAUCCUCUAGGGUGUCUUAGUUUGUUCACAAUAAAACUAAAGGUUUUCUUUCAGGAGUUGUGCAUCGCGAAAGUUCCCUGGGACGAACCGUUAUUAGGCGACAACCUUAAGCGUUACGACACAUUAAUUUCAGAUAUCAGUGGCAUUAAGGGUAUCACAUUACCACGUAGUUUUGCGAAGCUAGGGCAGAGGGUCAAAGCAGUCGAAAUCCAUGCCUUUUCAGACGCUAGCGAGCGGGCCUAUGCUAGUGUUGUAUAUUUACGCGUUUUGUAUGAAUCGGGGGAGGUCGAAAUUCAAUUUGUUUCUUCGAAAGCCAAGGUAUCCCCCAUCAAGAAACAAAGUAUCCCUCGCCUUGAGCUAUUAGGGGCAACACUUAUGGGCCGUCUUGUUAAUUCUGUGCGUAACGUUUUGCAAGAAGAGUUUCCAACUACGCCAUUAAAAACAUUCUAUUGGGUUGAUUCCAUGGCCACGCUAUGCUGGAUUAAGAACAAGAAGGUGUGGAAACAAUUUAUUCGCCAUCGCAUCAAUGACAUUUUAGAUGUUUCCAAUAGGGAGGAAUGGUUUUACUGCCCUGGACCCCAGAAUCCAGCAGAUUUGCCAUCGAGGGGUAAGGUUGGGUCUUCUCUAUCCACUAAUUCUUUCUGGUGGGAGGGUCCUGAGUUCCUCAAGCUCGACCCCAGUGAAUGGCCACAACCCCCAAACGAGUUUACAAGUUCAGAGGCAAUGGAGGAGAAGGUAAAGUAUGAGCCUGAAGUUACCCACGUUAUGGUUAAUUCAGAAGAGCCAGUAUCCUUAAAUCUGGAAAAUGUUUUCGACAUUCGUAAAUACAGUAGCAAAGGCAAGUUGUUAAGAACUCUUUUUUGGGUUUUGCGCUUCGUAGACAAUUUAAAAGCAAGGCUAAGUUGCAAAUCGAUUAACAAGGAAAAUGAAAUAUCGGCAGACGAAACUUGCAGAGCUGAGAUGGUCAUUGUUAAGUCUAUUCAAAACCAAGCAUUUAAGAUAGAAUUGCAGUAUCUUUCUAAAGAUAAUAAGAGUAGAAGUAAGGCGCCGCUGUAUGUAAGCCAAUUCAAUCUUUUUUUGGAUGAGCACGGAGUAUUGAGGUGUAGAUCUAGAGUAAACAAAUCUUCGGUCAUUGAUUCAGGGAAAAAUCCCAUCUUACUUCCCCCAGGUAAUCAUUAUGCCUUCUUAUUAAUUCAAGAGUCGCACAGAAAGGUAUUUCACAAUGGAACACGUGAAACAUUAAAUUUAUUGCGUCAAACGUAUUGGGUUCCACGAGGCAGAGAAAUGGUAAAGAAAUAUGUUCGCAAAUGUCUUUUAUGUAAGAAACUAGAAGGGUUGCCAUUUCGUACAACUUUCAACCCAGAUUUGCCGCAAGCUCGAGUAGACGACGGUCCACCAUUUUCAAAUACUGGUCUUGAUUUCGCAGGGCCCCUUGUCGUCAAGUAUGCAGGAGACACCACUAAAAAGUGUUAUGUUUGUUUAUUCACCUGUAUGUCUACAAGAGCGAUUCACCUUGAAUUAGUAGAGUCAUUAGAGGUUGAUGCGUUUUUUAAAGCAUUCCGAAGAUUUUGCGGUCGUAGAGGGUUACCUUCUACCCUUUGGAGUGAUAAUGCCAAAACAUUUAAGUCAGCAAGUAUAGAAGUUAAGAAGUUACUAAGAUCACCCAGGUUUUACGAGUCCUUGUCUCUGAGAUGUGUUGAGUGGAAAUUUAUAACAGAAAAAAGUCCCUGGGAAGGUGGAGUAUGGGAAAGAUUAAUUAGAAGUGUAAAGAGGUGUAUUAUAAAAAUCAUUGGUCGAGCCCUAUUAGACUUUCACGAAAUGCGUACAAUUCUCGUAGAGGUUGAGGGUGUUAUCAAUUCACGCCCCUUAACUUACGUACACGACGAUACCGAGGGAAUCUCGUACCCAUUGACCCCCUCACAUCUGAUAAACGGGAGAAAUUUGUUGCAUUUGCCUCAAUACAGAUACCUAGAAAUUGUAAGUGUUUAUGAAACUUUAUCUAAACGUGCAAGAUAUAAUAGACUUCUUUUAGGUCAGUUUACGCGUAGAUGGAGAAACGAAUAUUUAUUAGGGUUAAUGGAAGCAUACAGACCCACCAAAUAUCAAUCAAAGCCAAAUGUUGCAGUUGGAGAUGUAGUGUUAUUGAAAGAUGAGAGCAAGAAAAGGAGUUUUUGGAAAAUCUGCCGCAUAGAAGAGCUCAUAGUAGGUAAAGACGAGGUGGUAAGGUCAGCGAUUAUCCGACUAGGAUCAGACGAUGGCAAAAUAG